AUGGUUUCCGAAUACGACAAAUAUGCCACUCCAUUAUCCUCAAGAUAUGCAUCUGAGGAGAUGUCGGCAAUUUUUUCCCUCAGAAAUAGGUUUUCCACGUGGCGUAAAUUGUGGUUAAAUUUAGCCAAAGCUGAAAAGGAAGUUGGAUUAGAUAUGAUUACCGACGAGGCAAUUGAACAAAUGUCAAAACACUUGACUAUUACUGAUAAAGAAAUUCAAGAUGCUGCUGUUGAAGAAAGUAAAGUGCGUCAUGAUGUUAUGGCACAUGUUCAUGUUUUUGGUGAAACCUGUCCCGCAGCAGCUGGUAUUAUUCAUUUAGGUGCAACGUCAUGUUUUGUUACUGAUAAUGCUGAUUUAAUCUUUUUAAGAGAUGCCUAUGAUAUUUUAAUUCCUAAAUUGGUUAAUGUUAUUGACAGAUUGAGUAAAUUUGCUUUGGAAUAUAAGGAUUUGCCGGUAUUGGGAUGGACUCAUUUCCAACCAGCUCAAUUAACAACUGUUGGUAAAAGAGCCACUUUAUGGUUACAGGAAUUAUUAUGGGAUUUGAGAAACUUUGUCAGAGCUAGAAAUGACAUUGGAUUAAGAGGUGUUAAAGGUACAACGGGUACUCAAGCGUCCUUCUUGUCAUUGUUCCAUGGUGAUCAUGAUAAAGUUGAAGAAUUGGACAAACGUGUUGUUGAAUUAUUAGGAUUCGAUACUGUUUAUCCAGUCACCGGACAAACAUAUUCUCGUAAGAUUGAUAUUGAUGUAUUGGCACCAUUGGCCAGUUUUGGUGCUACUGCUCAUAAAUUUGCCACUGAUGUUAGGUUAUUGGCCAAUUUAAAGGAGAUUGAAGAGCCAUUUGAAAAAUCACAAAUUGGAUCCAGUGCCAUGGCUUAUAAACGUAAUCCAAUGAGAUGUGAACGUGUUUGUUCAUUGGCUAGACACUUGGGUGGGUUGUUUAACGAUGCAGUUCAAACUGCUUCAGUACAAUGGUUUGAAAGAACUUUAGAUGACUCAGCAAUUAGAAGAAUCAGCUUACCUUCAGCAUUUUUAACUGUUGAUAUUUUGUUGUCAACAAUGUUGAACAUUACAUCAGGUUUAGUUGUUUAUCCAAAAGUUAUUGAACGUAGAAUCAACUCAGAAUUACCAUUUAUGGCUACAGAAAACAUUAUCAUGGCAAUGGUUGAAAAAGGUGGAUCAAGACAAGAUUGCCAUGAGGAAAUCAGAGUUUUGUCUCAUCAAGCUUCAGCCGUGGUUAAACAAGAAGGUGGUGAUAAUGAUUUGAUUGAACGUGUUAGAAACACUGAAUACUUCAAACCUAUUUGGGGUGAAUUGGAUGAAUUAUUGAAUCCAAGUACUUUUGUUGGUAGAGCUCCUCAACAAACUGAAAAGUUCGUCAAGCAAGAUGUUGCCGAAGCUUUGGAACCUUUUGAAAAGUACAUUACUGAAGAGCAAGUUGCAUUGAAGGUUUAA
This is a messenger RNA of Lodderomyces orthopsilosis Co 90-125, 1452 nucleotides long. It is a transcript of the gene ADE13, whose product is annotated as adenylosuccinase. The record is from RefSeq and is a predicted model, not a curated record. Lineage: Eukaryota; Fungi; Ascomycota; Pichiomycetes; Serinales; Debaryomycetaceae. Bases 1 to 1452 code for a protein of 483 amino acids. Gene Ontology annotation, molecular function: N6-(1,2-dicarboxyethyl)AMP AMP-lyase (fumarate-forming) activity; (S)-2-(5-amino-1-(5-phospho-D-ribosyl)imidazole-4-carboxamido) succinate lyase (fumarate-forming) activity. The transcript has a single exon. Gene Ontology annotation, cellular component: cytosol. Gene Ontology annotation, biological process: 'de novo' AMP biosynthetic process.